This is a messenger RNA of Vespula pensylvanica (western yellowjacket), 3212 nucleotides long. Its product is annotated as tyrosine decarboxylase-like. Gene Ontology annotation, biological process: amino acid metabolic process. NCBI's taxonomy places the organism in Eukaryota, Metazoa, Arthropoda, Insecta, Hymenoptera, Vespidae. The coding region runs from base 212 to 1876 and encodes 554 amino acids. The transcript has 3 exons. Gene Ontology annotation, molecular function: pyridoxal phosphate binding; carboxy-lyase activity. The record is from RefSeq and is a predicted model, not a curated record.
GAAAUGUAAUUUUCCCGAGCCUAUACCCGUAAGCCAAGCAAUAUGAGGAAGAGGAGAAGAAGAAGGGCAGUGCAAAAGUGAUGGUGUGGAUAAAAGUGACCGGCGCUUUGGCUGAUGCUACAGUUUCUCAUCGAGUUCGACGCAAGUCACGUUGAUUAGAACGACCGGUCUUUCAAAGUUCUUCGCUAACGAGUUAUUUAAUUGAUUUAUCAUGAACAUCGACGAGUUUCAAGUACGCGGCAAGGAGAUGGUGGAGUAUAUAUCCGAGUAUUUACGUACUCUAGAAGGUAAAAGAGUAACUGCAAAUGUGGAUCCAGGAUACCUGCGACCCCUCCUACCAAACGAGGCACCAGCAAAACCCGAAUCAUGGGAUGCUAUCAUGAAAGAUAUCGACGGAAAAAUAAUGCCUGGAAUCACACAUUGGCAACACCCAAGAUUUCAUGCCUAUUUUCCAUCAGGCAAUUCCUUUCCAUCGAUCUUAGCAGACAUGUUAUCAGAUGCAAUAGGUUGCAUUGGUUUUUCUUGGGCAGCUAGUCCUGCUUGUACGGAAUUGGAAACUAUUGUUCUAGAUUGGUAUGCAAAAGCUAUUGACCUACCAAGAGAAUUUCUAUCAGAAGAAAAAACUUCUAAAGGCGGUGGAGUUAUUCAAGGUUCUGCAUCAGAGUGCAUUUUAGUGACAAUGCUAGCUGCACGAACUCAUGCUAUUAGAUUGUUGAAGGAACAGGAACCAGAUACAGAAGAUUCAGCUUUCUUGCCAAGAUUGGUUGCUUAUUGCUCAACUGAAGCUCAUUCCUGUGUGGAGAAAGCAGCAAUGAUUAGUUUGGUUAAAUUAAGAGUUCUCCAGCCAGAUGAUAAGGCUUCUCUUCGUGGUAAAAGACUAGAAUCAGCAAUUAAAGAAGAUGUGGCUAAUGGUUUAGUACCCUUCUUUGUAUCUACAACUUUAGGUACAACUGGAUCAUGUUCUUUUGAUAAUCUUGUUGAAAUUGGACCAGUUUGUAAGCUCUAUCCUAGUAUUUGGUUACAUGUGGAUGGUGCUUAUGCUGGUAACUCUUUUAUCUGUCCAGAAAUGAGACCUUUCAUGGCUGGAAUCGAACAUGCUGAUUCCUUCAAUACAAAUCCUAAUAAAUGGUUAUUGGUUAGCUUUGAUUGUUCCUGUUUAUGGGUACGAGAUAGAGUUAAAUUAACCUCUGCUUUGGUUGUGGACCCUCUUUAUCUUCAACAUGCCAGGUCAGGUGAAUCUAUUGACUAUCGUCAUUGGGGUAUACCAUUAAGCAGAAGAUUUAGAGCUCUGAAACUCUGGUUUGUCAUGAGAACUUAUGGUAUCACUGGGCUACAAAAAUAUAUAAGGAAUCAUAUCAGGCUAGCAAGAAGAUUCGAAGCUCUAAUGAAAAAAGAUAGAAGAUUUGAAAUUGUGAAUGAUGUACGCGCUGGUCUGGUGUGUUUUCGUUUGAAAGAAUCUGACGAGAUUAAUCAGGAACUCUUGGCAAAUAUCAAUGCAUCUGGAAGAUUACAUAUGAUUCCUGCUAGAGUAAUGGGUAAGUAUACCUUGAGAUUUUGUGUCACAAGAGAGAAUGCAGCAGAAGAGGACAUUGACUAUGCUAUUGAAGUCAUUGAAGAACAUGCAACAGAAGUCUUGUUGGCACACUAUCAAGGUACUGAAGAUGAAUUCAGAGCUAAAGGUCCUAAGAGUCCCGCUGCAUUGGAUAAAAAACUUGUACGAAAGUUCAGCUUCACCAGAAGUGUUACCAGAGAUGUUUAUAAAAGAUCCAAAUCGAAAUCAAGUCUUCAUGAUGGUGCAACACCUAUCAUGGUUGUUGAUGAUCAAGCACAAGAAGUUGAUACCAUUGAAGAAGAUGUCUUCUGUAAUAGCAGGUAGACCGCAACAGAGCUCACGGUAUCUAAGAAAAGAGAUCAACUGUUAUCUUUGCCGUGAGCUUCCAAUAAUUUUCAAGAGCUAUUUGCAUCAAGAAUAUGGGAUUUAAAAAGUGUGUCCUAGAAAUUUCAACGAUUAAGAUUAGACUGAUAUGUUUAUGGUCAAAAUCUAAUAGAGUAUUGAAAAAUGUAAACAUAUGAAUGUUCGAAUAUCAACCUUCUUAUAUAAAAAAUAAAUUAAACUUGAUAUCUCUUCGUAAACGUAAUUAUAAACAGGAAAAAUAAUUACAUAUUUCAUGCGAUAAUAUUCUAACAUUUCUAAUUAUAGAAUAUGCGUAUAUUGAUAAUAUCGAAUUAACAUAACCUAUCUGUUUGUAUUAUCAUGUAAUGUAUGAUGUAAAUUCUUGUAGUUUGUAUGUACAAACUUAGUUUUAACUUCCUAUGUAAACAGAUAGUCUAUAUUUGAAGAUCAUGGUGCCUAAAAGAAGUCACGAAUUUAUUCCUUGUUUCGUACCUGGAAGUUUUUAAACGCACCGUAUGUAUAUACAUGUGUGUAUAUAUAUAUAUAUCGAUUUAAAAUUGUAAUAUUCAUGUAAUAGUUAAGAAUCAUAUUAACUUAUUUGAGUUAUAUGCAAUGACGAUUAUGUAUAUGUAUGAAUGUUGAAUAAUGAUGUAUAUAAACAGGCAAUUAACGACUGCCAUUGUAUGCAAGAAUUGCGAUGGUUUUCUAUAUGCAAAGUAGUGUAGUGUAGUAUAUAUAUAUAUAUAUACACACACACAUCACACAUAAUUGACUUAAUAAAUUUUAUAUGUGGUAAGAAAUAUAUUAAAUAUAAAAAACUAUAGGAUUAUAUUAGUUGACACUAUGAAUGUACAUUACUUAUUAAGCAAUUAAGCAUAUUUAUAUGUACGUUGUAAAAUGAGCAUUUAUUAUUUUUAAUAUUUUAAUUAUUAUUCAAAUAAUUUAUUGCGUCUAUCGUGAAUCUAAAUAAUAACAAAGACGAAAAUUCUAGUUAGUAAAUAUGCAUAUUUUAUUACUAUUAAAAAUAAUUUAUUAAUAUAGUAUUAAAAAAUUCAAUAAAAGUAUUAUUUGCAACGAGAUCUAAAGAUGCCCUAAGUUUCACUUCUAUGAUUAUGAAUUAAAAAUAAACGAUAAAAUGCCUGCUUUAUUAUAAUUGAAUUGAAAAAGCAGCUUACAUAGAUAUUUUUUGCGCAACUAUAAUUUAUAUAUCAUACAGUAAAUACAAAUAUUGCAUUACCAGAAAAUAAAGUAAAAGCAUUUUUCACUAUGUAAUAUUUAUCCUUUUACCAAUUUAUCUAGUCCUAUAUUAUGCAUUAUA